AAUAAUAGCUAAAGAUAAUUUUAUUACAGGUGUGAUGUCUUCCCUACCGGUGGACACAACAAAAGAGUACUUUGACGCCAUUGACGAAUGCAAUACAAGUAAAGUUGAAAGUUUACUAUCAUCAGGUCUUAUAAAUGUAGAUCUUAAAAAUCAAAAUUUCUAUGAUCGAACCGCACUCCAUAUUGCUGCCUGCAACGGUGAUAUUGAACUGGUACAUCUUCUGGUCAACAACUUCAAUGCAUCUGUCAAUAUAACUGACUCACGAGGACAAAUCCCUUUAGAAACAGCUACAGAUUACAGAAAUAUUGAUAUCGUUAAAUUUCUGAUACAAAAAGGAUCAAAUAAUCCCGAAUAUGCGGCUCCGUAUUUAAAUACCGAAGAAGUUGAAGAAUUAUUUGCAGCGGCCAGAGCCAACGAUAUCGCAGAGGUAACGCGGUUGAUCAAUGAGAACGGGUUAGAUGUGGAUACGGAAGACAGAAGUGAUAAUAACCGCACUCUACUAGAAAUCGCAGCGACUAACGGAUACUACGAUCUGGUUCGUCUUUUAGUAGAUCAAUUUCAUGCAGAUGUUAACCACAACGAUGAUCUGGAAGAGAGCCCGUUGGUUAUGGCCAUGAAUAAUAAGCAUGAUAAUGUUGCGAAUUUUUUACUGGAAAGAGGGGCUACUAGGGUUUUAGCAGACUCUAGUGAGGAUUCUGAUUUUAGUUUGAAAUUACCAAUUGAUUAGUAUAAUUU
Papilio machaon (common yellow swallowtail) is the source of this 735-nucleotide messenger RNA. Its product is annotated as receptor-interacting serine/threonine-protein kinase 4-like. The transcript has a single exon. The coding region runs from base 35 to 727 and encodes 230 amino acids. Gene Ontology annotation, biological process: regulation of gene expression. Gene Ontology annotation, cellular component: nucleus. Gene Ontology annotation, molecular function: protein binding. Lineage: Eukaryota; Metazoa; Arthropoda; Insecta; Lepidoptera; Papilionidae. The record is from RefSeq and is a predicted model, not a curated record.